Molecule: messenger RNA, 3871 nt
Organism: Physcomitrium patens
Lineage: Eukaryota; Viridiplantae; Streptophyta; Bryopsida; Funariales; Funariaceae
Product: CSC1-like protein ERD4
Cellular component (GO): plasma membrane
Molecular function (GO): calcium-activated cation channel activity
Source: RefSeq, a predicted model, not a curated record
GGAAUCUGGGAAGACAUUCACCUCUACCCCCUUUUUGCAAUACGCCUGUCGUCUCGCUCGCGGGUGCACGGCCAAUCCAGUCUUAGCUGGGGUGUGCUGGCCUGGCACCGGCAUCACCACUAGGCGACAUCUGUCACCGCGAUGAGUCCAGCGUGCUCGCGGCUGUUUCUCAUCUGCAUUACGAACCCAAUUUUAGACCAAAGAAUGAAUCCCAUCUGUGGGAGUGGAUUAUGUCGAAUCGUCGCCGCCUCUCUCGACUUAUUUGCUUGCUUCGCCUCCCCUCGCUGCCUGCUUUCCGCAUCAUCUUUUGUAUCCUCCUCCAUUUCCGCAUCACUUCGAUCGUAUCUCUACUUGGGCUUGCACAACAGGUCUUUGAUUGUCACAUUUUCGAGUUAGUCACAUUGCUCUCACCCUCCUCGUCGAUGUCAAGCUUUUAGAGUAAUUUUGAUCAGAUUGGAGUAGGCUUUUUUGAAUGAAUCAGCAUUUGUUGCGGCUCCCUGGUCGUCCGCGAGCAGCCAGUCUUAUUGUCUCGAGGUUGGAAAUCCUUUCAAAUAUCAAAACUUAAUCCUAUUCCAUGAUCUGAGUUGCCCGCUUGGAUACUCGGCGACAUUGACCAUAGUCUAUCUCAGUGUCGUGGUAUUUCAAUCACUGAGAAGUUCGCGCGAUUGCGAAUAGCGCUGGCUCUAAGCAUUAGUGAUUUUUUCACAAAACAGAUGUUAAUCGAGUUUACAUCGCUUAGAGAAUUUAUUAGUGCACUUGAGGACGACGUUCGGCGUAGUACUAUAGUUUCAGUACGUGCGAAAUUGUGGGGCAGUUUCAAACAAUCCAGGAGGGAACUGGCAGUAUCGAAACGAUCUGAGAGAGUGCUGGCGGAUCGCGUCAGAGUUCCCAUGUCGACCAGGCUUGUGACUUCUUUGAGACCAGGGUAGCUUACUAUCAAGGUGGCAGGUUUGCUCCCAGGUGAUGGCCAGGAGGUCAUCCUUUGCGGUUAAUUAUGUGGAACAAACAAGGCUUUAAGAACAGUGCAUCAUCGAAGUAAUUUGAUUCUGUGCUUCCUGCCAAAUAUCUUAUCCACAGAAGACGGCAAAAGAAGUUGAUUGAGUAACAUUGAGGAAGAUUUAGUAAUGGUAACCAUAUUGACGAAACGGGGAGAAUGUGUAUGUAGCUUGGAGGGGAUAACGCUUGUGGUAUGAGGGUUGUUUCGUCGGAGCUGGACUUGGCAGUGUGGGGAGAAGACAAGCAGGAGCAGCAUGGUGGCGACGUCCUCAUUCGUCAUAUCAUUGGUGUUCUCGUCGUGCUGUUUUGUGCUCCUCCUGGGAGUGUAUAUUAUUUCCUCCCGUCAGCCAGGGAAUGUUUUGAUCUACUAUCCUCGUCGUGUAUUGCUGAAUGAGGACCCAUGUACUAUACUGAAAAGCAGGGGCCCUUUUACAUGGGCGACUGAAGCCUGGAGUGCAACGGAGGACGAGCUGGUAGCUGCAGCAGGAUUGGAUGCCACAGUGUACCUUCAUCUGUUCACCGCUGCUUUGGAGAUUAUACUGUUAUCCGCCAUUUUCUGCGUUCCCGUUUUGGUUUCCCUAUCCGCGACCAGUGGUUACAAUGCCAUGGAGGAGAAAAUGAACCCAAGAGCUUCAUUCAGUGGGUUCGACAACUUGAGCAUGGGAAACGUCGAGCCUGGCAGUACAAAAUUGUGGGGGUUUCUGAUUGGGAUGUUCUGGGUUUCGCUGGUGACCUACUUCGUGUUGUGGAGAUCUUAUCGACGGAUUGUACUUUUACGUAUUAGACAACAAAAGUCUGCCAUUGCUCGUCCGCACGAGUUUACUGUGCUCGUAAAGGAUCUUCCCAAGCCAACAGUGCAUGAGACCCAAUCAGAUCAAGUAGACUCCUUCUUCAGAAUGGUUCAUCCUGGAGCCUAUGACAGGUGCAUUGUUGUCAACGACCUCCGAAAGGUGGAGAAGCUGUACAAAGAGCUUGAGAAAACGUUGCGAGAACUAGAGCAUACCGAAGCCUUGUUUGAGCUGUCAAAGGAAAAAGGAAACUUUAAAAGAGUUCGGCCGAUGCACAAGACGGGCUUCUUGGGCUGUGUGGGCCCAGUGGUCGACAAUAUUCACUAUUUGAAGUCAAGAAUCAGAGAAUUGACAAGCCAGUUUGAGGAGGAGCAGAAGCGCUUGUUAGAGACGGAAGAAUCCAAUACAGCUUUGGUCAUCUUCAACAAUCGGCGAUCUGCUGCUCAAGCCGGUCAGGUUGUGCAUGCACCUCAUGCGCCGUAUUGGAGAGUGACGCCCGCCCCGGAACCUAAUGAGUUGGUCUGGAGAAAUCUGCACAUAUCAGCAUGGGAGCACUGGCUUCGGAAGAUCGUCGUCUACGUCCCAACCUUCUUAAUAGUGGUGGCGUAUGCCAUUCCUAUCCUCUUAGUUGCCAGUCUCUUGUCCCUGCGGAAUCUGGAGGAUAUCUUGCCGUUUCUCAAAUCCAUCACCAAGCACAAGGCUAUCCAUGACAUCCUGCAGUCGGAUGAUGAUGCGAAUGCACCGAGCCCCUCCCUAAUCAACGGUGACACGUUGGAUGCGAGAUCCGGCACUUCGACGGGAAGACAAGGCCUAUUGCCCCAAAUUUGCCUUUUAAUCUUUCUCGCGUUGCCACCCAAAUUGAUGUUCAUUUUGUCCAAGGCUGAGGGCUUUUCAGCUCAGUCUCGGAUUGUACGGUCCGCCUCAGCCAAAUAUUUCUAUAUUAUUAUUUUCAACGUUUACUUUGGAGUGACCAUCUUUGGGACUAUUUUUGCAAACCUGAGCAGCAUCAAGCAUAUGGUGGAUCAAGACCAGUUCUUAGUGGCUCGUCUGAUACGGCUGCUAGGGUCUCAAUUGCCCCCAGUUGCCAUGUAUUAUAUCACAUAUAUCGUUCUAAAGUUUUGCAUUGGGUAUGGGUUCGAGUUGUCACGCCUCGUCUCCCUGACCAGUUACCAUGUGAAACGUAAAUUCAAGUGUCAAGCAGAGUGGGAGAAAUUCGAGUCAUGGGCUCCAGGAGCCUUCACAUAUCAUCAGAGCAUUCCCAAUGACCUUCUCAUAUUGACAUUGGCCCUUUGUUAUGCUGUCAUUGCGCCGAUGAUCCUCAUAUUUGCCUUCCUCUACUUCUUGCUGGGAUGGCUGGUACAGCGGAAUCAGGCGUUGAACAUUCACGUUCCCGACUGGGAGAGUAACGGGAGCUUGUGGCCGCACAUCCACCAUCGCAUCUUGGCUGCAUUAUUAGCUGCACAAAUCACCGCAGUGGCUUAUUUUGCGGUGAAGGAGUUCUUGUUUACACCAAUCUUGUUAAUUUUACCAUUACUUACACUUGUAUUCCAUGUGUACUGCAAGAGAACAUGGCGACCAUUGAUAGAACGUGUGUCGCUGUUUAUGGCCACUGAGGAAGUCACAGUGCAGCCAUCUACAACGACUGUAGUCGCGGCGUACACCCCUAUUUAUCUCCGAGCAGAUGCUGCGAGAAUUCAUGAUCAAGCUUCUACACAAUGAUUUCCUAAACUUAAUUUUUACAGUGUGAUAGCAGUGUAAUACGCCUUCAAUGCCUCAAAAUUACUCAAUGUUGUUCCCUUUCACGAUCAAGUACUAAUAUUUGUGAAAUCAUUUUAUUUUAUUUUUCUCUUAGCUUUGAAUCAAUGAAGCAGCUCAAUGAGGCACCAUGCUUAAAUUUGAGGAGCUCGAUGAUAGAUUACCGGAACAGUAGUGUAGAUUUUGUAUGAGUAUGCUCAACGAGCAUAGCUUUCAAAAAUUAGGAUAGCGUAGAGGACGGCGUCGCUGCAAGAAUGUAAGGUGUGCACGUGGUUUCUCAGCAUGUUUAAUCAACAAGUCCACGCAGAUGAUGGACAAAAUACUAAGAAUCA